AUGGAUAGAUCAACGUUUGCGCUGCUGCUGGUGCCGCCUUAUCGGUCCACCUUCGAGAUAUUUACCUCUGUGUUAAAAGCACCGGUGCCCACCUUCUUUGACGUCACGUCUGUGGAUCGCAUGCUUCUCGUCCGGCUUGGACGAAAAAUCGACUCGACUUUGCUGCAUUACAUCUUGUACUUGGUCGAGUUUCACUUUGCCUUGUUCGCAGUGCUAUUCGUGUGCGCCCAGGCUAAGCGAAGCUAUAACGCCACCACCAACGAACUCUACCGAAUGGACGGCGUGACUCGGUCGCCGCUCAAAGCUCUUGUUGGGGAAACCUACCAGAGCCGGAGCACCGUCCACGCCUUUGCCAUAUCUGAAGUAUUUCCACAGAAACAGCACCAAGCUGUGGACAACCACAUGCUCUUCCACUUGCAUACAGCAUUCGCCGCUCGGUGGUUUCACAUGGUGCGGGAUCUGCUCGGCAUCCACGAGAUGGUCACGUACAUGGGAAGCAGCUGCUGGCUCCACGUCACUUCAUCAUGCACAGAUCCAGGGGAUUUGACGGCAACGUAG
Messenger RNA from Aphanomyces astaci, 558 nucleotides. RefSeq lists its product as hypothetical. Gene Ontology annotation, biological process: transmembrane transport. Gene Ontology annotation, cellular component: membrane. The transcript is spliced from 2 exons. The coding region runs from base 1 to 558 and encodes 185 amino acids. Lineage: Eukaryota; Oomycota; Saprolegniomycetes; Saprolegniales; Verrucalvaceae. Gene Ontology annotation, molecular function: ATP binding; ATPase-coupled transmembrane transporter activity. The record is from RefSeq and is a predicted model, not a curated record.